This is a messenger RNA of Neurospora tetrasperma FGSC 2508, 3135 nucleotides long. RefSeq lists its product as uncharacterized. The transcript has a single exon. The coding region runs from base 1 to 3135 and encodes 1044 amino acids. Lineage: Eukaryota; Fungi; Ascomycota; Sordariomycetes; Sordariales; Sordariaceae. The record is from RefSeq and is a predicted model, not a curated record.
AUGGCAGCGCUUCCGGAGAACUGGGAGAUGGACUAUGAUGGAGCCAUUAGUCGCUGGAUAUAUCGAUUCAAGCCCACAGGGCUUGUUCAAUACACCUUUCCCAAGCCAGGCGAUGAGUUCCCCGAGUUCGUUGGCGAUUUUGGCGGGCCUAUGCCACCCGAGGACAAAUUUAUGAGCCAAAAACUCAAGAAGGGGCGUGCUACAAGCGAGUCACUGCUUAGUUCUCCUACAUCCAACAUCAGCACAAAUGCGGAUUCAAUAAACUUCUCCAGGCCCAGUUACAAUGAUCCACCGCCAUGGUUCCAGCCAGACGGGUUUAUGUUCAUGGGUCCUGGAGCGUACAAUGACACCAGUCCGGAGCAAGAUGAAGAUGAGACCCCGUUACCGGCGACUGACCCCAAAAUACCAGAAGCAAAGGUGACUAAGCCGUCAACUAGACCGUUCAUCUCUCCUGUAACGAGUACAGAAACCACUUCUCUGGUUGUCACUAGCCAACCUACCGCUGGGACGACCUAUGAACAGACUAUGCCAGCGAAAGUUGACUCUACGUUGUCCCCGGGGGUUCCUAUGUUGGAUGGUCGUCCGAUAAACCCAAUUUUUCCUAUCGGUUUUGUGGCAGAGUUAUACGGCGAGUCGACCGCGAUGACUCGCAAAGAACAUCCUGCCGCAGCGGAGCUACCAGGUCAUGAGGCGCCCAUCCGGAAUCUACAGUUGGCGAAUGCGGAUCAAAUUGCGCCUGUCGAGUUAUCCUCCGAAAACGCUAGCGUGAAGGCCACUUCUGGCGAACAAUCGCAGAAAGACCCCAACUCUCAAAAGACAGAUCCAGGAUCAAGACCGAAUCUCGAUCGGAGGACGGAGUCAAGUCCCUUCAUUUUGGGCGCCAAUUUUGCCUCCCCUCCCUCGAAUAUUGCGCCUGCACACGCACACAGAUAUUCCAUACAAGGACAAGUGCCGUCUCGGGUUGAGGUGCCAGCUGUGUCGACAGCUAAAGCGACACCGGGACAGAUAGUUGUACAUGAACAACCAGACAAAGCAAAGUUCAGAAUAGAGUUUGAGACUGACUCAAAAGCCAAGAAAGAGGCGGAUAAGUUUGUGACCCAACAGGUACCGUCCAUUCUCCAGCCCGCCCGCGGACGCCCAAAGCCUUUACAGAGUCCUUCUGGUGGCCAGCAAGCCUCUUCAACUACAAAAAUCUUUGUUCAAAGACCGCUGUACGACCACCCGGAGUUAGACCAUCAGACAGUGAAGCCCCUACAUGGCCAUCAAUCUAUGAUUCUGAUCCACAAAAAGGAUGAACUGGAUCCCCCGCCUGCAUUUACGAGGACAAAUACUCUGCCUGCAGACUUGCCUUCACUGCCUUUUAUGGGGAACGGAUUUUCUACAAAGACUGAGAUGUCUUCGCCAACCCCACAGCCACAGGACCAGCAACCUCCACUACAACCAGCUCCAAGCGAGGAGGAACCGCAGAUGGGGUUCAAUUUGGCUUCGACAAGUAGACCGCAUAGGGGAAGCUUAAGUGACUAUGCGAACCCAGUUCUUCCUGGUAUCGGGCAGUCAGCAAAGCCGCUGAACAUCAGCCAAGCCUCUUCCCAGACUGAAGUUCAAGGAGUGGAUCAGCCGUCUCUGGCAGCGAAAAAUUGUGAAGAACAAACGGCUCCAAUGUUGGCGCAGGAAUUGUCACAAGCAAUUGCUGACUUCUCCCUUUCUCGUCAAUAUGAACCAAAACGUACCACAGAGAUGGGGAUGUCUGAUCACGGUGGCGUAACAGUACAGUGGUGUCAGGAGAGGAUGCAUCUACGCCAUAUGCCAAGCGAACAAUCCACCGAAGCUUUACCUGCCACUGUUAUCUGGGAUUAUCCUGUUCCUGAAAAUGAUUUGCAUAAAUCACCGCACUCUCAUUCUGGCUCGGGGCCUCCGCGACCUGACAAGAUCCCCAUCGGCAAUCUUCAGCCCGCAUUCACUCCUUACCGCCCUCCGGCGGUGGAACAGACCUUCCGCCGAAAACCUGUGGCCGAGUCUCAGGGGCCCGCGAGAAUACCAAUUUCGAAAAUGGGGACUGGGCAACAAGGCGGUCCCUUUACUCCAUUGGGUCACUUUCAACAACAAGGAACCCCAGAACCUUACGUAUUGCCCCAUUCCUACAACCAACAGCUCCCAUCGUGUAGUGGUAGAGUCCUGCCACAACCAAGCCUAAGUAAUUCGGGCCUUCCGCAAACCUUUCCUCCACCACGACAAAUUCCCAGCCCAAAGUCGCAAGCACGGGCAUCCACAUGGCCGGAACAAGAAUCAACAGCUCCCUUUACAGGUCAAAUGAUUGAUUUGACGUCAAAAGCGCUUCCUCCUGUAUCUCCAACCAUGCACCAGGCUCGUGGAUUAUCUAGUGAAACUUCAAUACCUUUUGUGAAGGAGAAGCGAGGAUUACUUUCAAAGUUUAGGAGAACUGGCAAUACGGCCAGCUCCUCGAACAAGCUUCAAAAGUCAGUCGGAAAUAGCUAUCCCACAGCGAGCAAUAACAUUUCGCAGUCACAACCUCCUGUGUCUUCUCCACCACGGCAAGUACGUGUACCACCACAGAAUACUCAGGUACCAUUUCAGGGCCCUCCUCCAUCGCACCCUGAUCAAACACAAGUGCAAGGAUAUCCAUGGCUCACAAAUCCACUUGACGCGUGGUCAGCGUCUGGCCAUGACCCCCGUGCUUUCACCCCGACAGUCCAACUCGGAGGUCCUCAUUACGAGCCUGAGUCUACUUACUACCAGCAGCAAUGGCAUCAUAAUCAUCAGGUGCAACAGCAACAACAACAACAACAGCAGGUGAACGACAGAAGGGAGAGCGAAGUGUCCAAUCUAACCGACACUUCGUCACCUUCACCAGUCCCCAGCAACGCGGACACGGCAUCCGUCGCAGACAGUUCCAGAGUCUCGAUCAUCAGCAAUCACCACACUCGCCCCGGAAGCGAGGGCGCUGCCAGUCUCGCCAGUAUCGGCACCAUUGGCAGAAAUAGCGAAAUCACUCCGCCGCCAAGCUUCAGCCGUCGUAACGGGCCUGGCUCGGGUAGGUGGGGAAGCGUAUCUGGAGCUGGUGGCGGUGGUGGUGGUAAAUAUGAUGGCUCCGGGUGGGGUGACUUUGGAGUAUAA